This is a messenger RNA of Malania oleifera, 3050 nucleotides long. RefSeq lists its product as uncharacterized. The transcript is spliced from 11 exons. Lineage: Eukaryota; Viridiplantae; Streptophyta; Magnoliopsida; Santalales; Ximeniaceae. The record is from RefSeq and is a predicted model, not a curated record. The coding region runs from base 355 to 2832 and encodes 825 amino acids.
AAAAAUGAAAUCUUGUGUGGGAUAUUUUCUUUUUUGAACUAUUAUGUAGCAGCUUUUGUCGAGACGAAGGGGUUCACAUUUGCACCCGCAGCAGCAGCCGGGUGCUUCCUCCCUCCUCCAUCGCAGUCUGCACUAGCACCGUACAAACUAUUCAGCGCAUACCCAGAAGGCUCGCCAGGCCAGAAAAAAACUUAUUAACCUGCUCGAACAGCGUUGCUGCUUUGUUCAAUCUUUCUUCGUUCAAUAAACCAAAAGCAGAAAACUUCAUCGUCUGAUUCUUCCUGCAGGUUCCUGGGUUCAUCUCCAAUUCUGAAACCCAGCUUCAAUCUUGAAAAUUGAGGAGAGAACAAAAAAAUGCACUCAAAAUUCACAAUCACUCACCACGGACUAUCCCCUGCGGCACCCUGUUUUAUGGUCCCUGACUAUUAUCGAGUUCUCUGCAAGUUUGAAAUUUCUGCAAGAAGUACUGCUCAUCACGGUGUUAGAUUCAAGCUUGUGGCCCAAUCUCCGGAUGAUAGAUGGAAGUUAAAUGAUGCUAAUGUGGUACAAGGAAGAGUAAAUUCAUGGCUUCUGAAGACCCAAAACUUUCUGAAUGAAGUCACUUCUCCACUGGUAAAAAGUGGUCAUGUUAGAAAUCCUGAUCCUGGAAAGGCUUUGGAUGUUCAAGAUAUGGACGAUGUAUUUGUGGCGGAACAAACUAUUGACAGCAGAACACCAAAUGGAAAUCUUUCUUUAGCUGCCAUUGUUUCUAUUGAACAAUUCAGCAGGAUGAAUGGAUUGACUGGGCAAAAGAUGCAAAAAAUUUUUGCAGCUCUUGUACCUGAAUCUGUAUGUAAUGAUGCACGGAAUUUGGUGGAGUACUGCUGCUUUAGGUUCUUGUCAAGGGAUAAUUCAGAUAUUCAUCCUUCCCUCAAGGAUCCUGCGUUCCAGAGACUGAUUUUUAUAACUAUGCUUGCAUGGGAGAACCCUUACGCUGAAGAAAAUGAUUCAUACGCUGAUAUUUCCAAAAAUGGUUCUUUCCAGGGGAGGCUUGUGAGAGAAAAGGCUUUUGUUCGUAUUGCUCCUGCUAUUGCUGGUUUGUCUGAUCGAUCAACAGCACAUAACCUAUUCAAGGCUCUUUCUGGUGAUGAAGGGGGCAUCUCUUUAAGCUUGUUCUCUGUAUUCAUUGAUGAAUUUCUUAAAGUAAUUGAAGGGAGGAAAUCAUAUCAUAUUCGAGAAUGUCCCGAUAUUUCUGGGGAGAGAAUCUUAUGCAUUGGUUCUAGUAGGAAGCAACCUGUCCUAAAAUGGAAGAAUAACAUGGCAUGGCCAGGAAAGCUUACUCUGACUAAUGAAGCACUCUACUUUGAGGCUAUUGAAUUCAUGGGACAAAAAGGUUCUGGAAGAUUAGAUCUCACGAGACAUGGUUCACUGGUGGAGAAAACAAGAGUUGGGCCUUUUGGAUCUGCUCUUUUUGAUUCUGCUGUCUCAGUUUCUUCUGCUCCUGAGUCUGAAACAUGGGUACUGGAAUUUGUAGACUUCAAGGGUGAAAUGAGGCGGGACAUCUGGCAUGCAUUUAUUUGUGAAGUUAUUGCCUUACACAAGUUCAUAGAUGAGUAUGGGCCUGGGGAUGAUGGUCAGUCAAUAUCUCAUGUAUAUGGUGCAGAAAAAGGGAAAGAAAGAGCAACUAUUGGUGCCAUUAACAGUAUUGCUCGACUUCAGGCCAUUCAUUUCAUUCGGAACUCAUUGGAUGAUCCCACUAAGCUUGUUCAGUUUUCAUAUUUGCAACAUGCACCCUUUGGUGAUGUUGUUUGCCAAACCCUUGCUGUAAAUUAUUGGGGUGGACAGCUAGUCACAAAAUUUGCAGAGGCCGGAAACCAACCAGCUCAAGGAUCAAAACCUUCUGAAGUGGAAUCAGAAAUUAAUAAUCAUGUGUUUGAUGUAGAUGGGAGUGUUUACCUGCAGAAUUGGAUGAAAUCUCCCUCUUGGUCUUCUACUUCUUCCAUAAUGUUCUGGAAAAGCGCCUAUGUCCGACAAGGAUUGGUACUAAGUAAAAAUCUUGUUGUUGCUGAUCUGACUCUUGUAGAAAAGGCUGCAGCAACAUGCAAACAUAAAUUCCAGGUUGCUGAGAACACUCAAGCAACAAUUGAUGCUGCAAUGAUCAAAGGGAUACCCAGUAACAUUGAUCUCUUCAAGGAACUUGUGCUUCCUCUGACAAUUGUUGCCAAGAACUUUGAUAAGCUUAGGUGCUGGGAGGAACCACAUUUGACUAUCUCUUUUCUUGCAUUCACAUAUGCAAUUAUUUUCAGGAAUUUGCUGUCAUAUAUAAUUCCAACAUCAUUGAUGAUAUUGGCAUCCAGCAUGCUACUGCUGAAGGGGCUCAAGGAGCAAGGCCGCUUAGGACGAUCUUUUGGUAAAGUAACAAUUUCUGAUCAGCCACCAACUAACACAAUUCAAAAGAUAAUAGCAGUAAAGGAAGCGAUGGAUUAUGUGGAAAACUUUCUCCAGAAUAUGAAUGUUAUGCUUCUGAAGAUACGCACAAUUGUUCUUUCGGGUCAGCCUCAGAUUACUACCGAGGUUGCACUUGUGCUUCUAGUUUCAGCCACCAUUCUCCUCAUUGUCCCCUUCAAAUAUGUUCUUGCAUUUCUUCUAUUUGAUAUAUUCACGAGGGAGCUCAAUUUUCGAAGAGAAAUGGUUAGGAAGUUCAUGAGAUUUAUAAAGGAACGUUGGGACACUGUGCCUGCUGCCCCUGUUGUUGUGUUACCAUUUAAAAGUGCGGGGACUGGCUCAGCAAGUAUGAGAGGGGGAACCAGGAAUGAAAGAAACAAAUCAGAAGGAACUGGGGAGCAGCGGUAAGUCUAGAUGAACUUUGACACGCACAUUUUCAAUGGCAGCGUUGUACUGGAAAGCAAUGGGGAUCAAUCACUCUGGCUUCUUGUACAUAGACUAGAGUUCAUAAUAUAUAAUUGUGUAGCCACAUUAUGGAAGAUGUUGUAGUUGGUAAUUCAUGCAUAUAAAAGACUUCAUCCUGCACCAUGUGAGCUUACGUGAAAUAAAAGCUCGAAAAUUUUCUA